This is a messenger RNA of Hyalella azteca, 1037 nucleotides long. RefSeq names its product nephrin. The record is from RefSeq and is a predicted model, not a curated record. The transcript has 7 exons. The annotation marks the transcript as partial. NCBI's taxonomy places the organism in Eukaryota, Metazoa, Arthropoda, Malacostraca, Amphipoda, Hyalellidae.
CAGCAACUACAGCAUCGCCGACGACGGCGAAGCCUUCAACGCCCUCGACGUGCCGGCGUCACGGACGGACCUGACGACGCCCUUUGUGUGCCGCGCCUCUAACAACGACCUCGCCAAGCCCGAGGACGCGCACUACACGCGUAACGUUUCCACGGGACCUCUGGCAGUGGAGAUUCUGCCUUCAGAAGAGCCGCUGUCAGAAGGCCGCAUCACGAAGCUCAUGUGCUCAGUCGUGGGCAGUAACCCACCGCCUGUGGUCACCUGGUACCAAAAUGGCGGCUCCAAGAUGCCUCUCACUGCCAAGGUUGUUGAGCGGGAAAACUUGACGCGCUCCAUCCUGACCCUGAACGUGAGCCGCAGCGACCACGGCCGAGAGUUGCGGUGCAACGCGCGCAACCCGCAACUGCCGGACGCGGUGGAGGCCGCCAUCAAGCUCGACGUUUCCUACGCUCCAGAAGUGGAACUCAGCUUGGGCAGGAGUCUGGACCCGAAAAACUUACGAGAGGGAGUCGAUGUUUUCUUCGUAUGUUCUGUGAACGCCAACCCUCCACCCUACAAAGUUACCUGGUAUCACGAGGACACGGCGCUGUCGCAGGACAAGGAGGGCGGUGUGUUGGUGUCCGAGACGACGUUGGUGCUGCAGCAAGUGUCCCGCGCUGCUGCCGGCAGCUACACGUGCCGAGCCAGCAACGUCGAGGGCGACACCAGCAGCACUCCUGUGCAUGUCUCUAUCAGAUACGCGCCGAUGUGCGCAGUGGCGCCCUCCCUGCGAGGCGUGGGGUUGAAGGAGACCGUCAACAUCAGCUGCCGGGUCGACGCAGACCCGCCCGAUGUCACCUUCUACUGGACCUUCAACAACUCCGUCAGGAGGGAACAAACUGAGAUCCUCAAACCUCACAGAUACACAAGCAAGAAACUGGAAAGUGUGUUCGCGUACAGUCCCGAGUCUGACCGCGACUACGGGACGCUUUUGUGCUAUGCGGCUAACUCCGUUGGCAAGCAAGAGGUGCCUUGUUCCUUCACCGUUAUUUCUGCAG